Messenger RNA from Adelges cooleyi (spruce gall adelgid), 2334 nucleotides. It is a transcript of the gene Csk, whose product is annotated as tyrosine-protein kinase CSK. Lineage: Eukaryota; Metazoa; Arthropoda; Insecta; Hemiptera; Adelgidae. The record is from RefSeq and is a predicted model, not a curated record. Bases 406 to 1743 code for a protein of 445 amino acids. Gene Ontology annotation, molecular function: ATP binding; protein tyrosine kinase activity. Gene Ontology annotation, biological process: protein phosphorylation. The transcript has 11 exons.
UUAUGUUAAUUGUUUUUAUGUGGAAUUUUUCGCUUCGCAAUAUUUGUGGAUAGGACGUGCCGAACUUUGUUGAAUUCGUAUCGUUUGUAUUCAAUUUUUAUUUAAAUCGACAUAACGCGAAAAAUAGUCUCUGAUUAAAUUCAACUUUCGAGUUGGCCAGUAUAAUUAUGUGUGUUGGUCACAAUUUACGUUUGUGAUAGAACACCUACCUGCCAAUUUGUUCGUAUUUUUAAUAACAAUUUUUGUUUUUAUAUUGAAACACGAAUUUAUUGUGCAAUUGUUCGAACACAACCUGUUUUGUCUGAUGAUCUCGAAAACAAUCGUAUUUACAGAUCGAUCAUUUGUUUUUUAUUCAAUGGUUUGUCAAAGAUAGAGGAGAUCAAAUGGUCGUUGGUGAAAUAUUAGAUGAAUAUUGGAGAAAUGGAUCACGGUUAUCAGAAUACAGGAAGAGCUCAUUUUGGAACAAGCUCACAAAAAAUAGCAAUGAAUCCAUUUUGCGAUCGGACAUCGCCGAUAUCACCAGUUACCAAUAUUGGAACCUUUUCACCCUUAGUGCACCAUGCAAAAGAUGACACUAAUAUGAAUUCGUUACAGCGCAAAGCUCAAGUCAAAUUGAAUACUAUGCCAUGGUUUCACGGUAAAAUAUCCAGAGAAAUGGCAGAAGAUUUGUUGACUCCUAAAGAGAACGGAUUGUUUUUAGUCCGGGAGUCUACUAAUUAUCCAGGAGAUUACACUCUUUGCGUGUGUUUCCAGGGUAAAGUAGAACACUAUCGGGUAAAAUACAAAGACAAUCAAUUAACAAUUGACGAUGAAGAAUUUUUCGAAAACUUAUCAAAACUUGUAGAACAUUAUCAAAACGACGCCGAUGGUUUGUGUACGCAAUUAACCAAGAGUCUUCCUAAAAAAGGCAAACAAGAUUUUUGCAUCGACACUAAAUCUUUUAUCGAUGCUGGAUGGGUUAUACAAGAGCAUGAAUUACAAUUGAAUGAAACGAUUGGUAAGGGAGAAUUCGGCGAUGUCUUAUUAGGAGUGUAUCAGGGCGAAAAGGUAGCCGUUAAAAUGUUAAAAGAUUCUAGCGUGGAAGCCCAAAAGUUCUUAACAGAAGCUUUGCUCAUGACGUCGUUGAGACAUGAAAAUUUAGUCGAAUUACUCGGGCUUGUUUUAAAUGAGAAACACUUGUUGUUGGUAACGGAAUACAUGGGAAAAGGAAGCCUCGUUGAAUAUUUGCGAUCGAGAGGCCGUCUUCAUGUGACCAAAAAAGAUCAAAUCAAUUUUGCUGUCGAUACUUGCAGUGGUAUGGAAUAUUUAGAAUUCAGAAAGGUCGUGCACAGAGAUUUAGCUGCUCGAAACGUACUUAUAUCAGAAACGGGAGUGGCUAAAGUAGCAGAUUUCGGUUUGGCACGAGAAGAAAACUACACUGUUGAUGCUGGAAAAUUGCCCAUAAAAUGGACAGCGCCUGAAGCACUCAGACAAGGGAUGUUUUCUAACAAGUCUGACAUGUGGAGUUUUGGUGUGCUGUUAUGGGAAAUUUAUUCAUUCGGUCGAGUCCCCUAUUCGAGAAUACCAUUAGUAGACGUAGUAAAGCACGUUGAGAAAGGUUAUCGGAUGGAAGCCCCCGAAUGUUGUCCACCGGAAAUAUAUGAAAUUAUGAGACAGGCUUGGGAUUUAUUACCAGAAAGAAGACCAAAUUUUAAGGAUGUUAAAAUCAAAUUGGCACAGUUAAAAGCUUUAACUAUUAAUUAGAUUUUUAUACUAAACACGCAAGUGUGUGUGUAUAUAUAUUGUAACAAAUCUAUAUUUAUGGUCCAUUGUUGUUGAUAUUUGUACACUUCAUUAGGUAUAAUUGAUAACUUUAUAUUGAUACAUUCAUUUAUGAGCUAGUCUUUAUUUUAUUUUAUCAGUCUUCAGUAUUUUUGUUUGUUUCUUUUAUUAUUCGCUUUUUUUGUAAAAAUAUUUCUUUAAUUUUGGUUACAUUUUUUUCUUUUAUGUUUAGCUUAGUUGAUUCUUGUUAAUAAAUAAUACUAUUAAUAAAUAAAUAAUGAUAAUAUUAAUAAUAUUAUUAUUAUAACUACUUUAAAACUUUUAAGAAAAUUAAAAUUAAUAUUUUUUUGUGCACCUUAUUAUUGAAGUAUAUGAAAAACUGUAUAACGAUUUUAUGUGAUGCGCUUUUGUAAAAAAAUAUUUUAUUUUAUUUUAACAUAAGUUUUAUUUUUUUGUGUCCGCUGUUAAAAUAACAAAAACUUUCUACAAACAAAACAAAUCGUUCUUUGUGUACUUUUUUACAGUAUUACAUUAAUUUAAGAAUAUUCUUUUUAAAUGUGUACAAAUUACAUA